AUGUAUGCACAUCCACACAACCGGGGUCACCAUCAGAUAGCACACCCCUCUGCACCCCCCCUGCAAAAGUGCGACACCCUGGGGCUCGCGGAACUGGGGACGAUGUGCGACGCGAAGGCAUCCUGCUCCAUCGUGCAAGACAACGGGCUCUCCGCCGCUUUCACCAUCGCCCACGAGCUGGGACACGUGUUGAACAUGCCGCACGACGACGACUUCAAGUGCCAGCAGUACAAGGGGGACGACUGGAUCCAGAACGUGAUGUCGCGGAUGCUGGAUCACAACACGUAUCCGUGGGCCUGGUCUAACUGCUCGCAGCAUUAUCUCACAGAGUAUCUUGAUGCCGGGUACGGGGAGUGCCUGGAGGACGAGCCGGAGGUGAACCAGCUCCAAAGCGGGCUGGCGAGGCAGGCCAAGCGCUCGCCCGGGGAAGUCUUCGACGAGGACAAGCAGUGCGAGCUCGUCUUCGGCUCGGGGUCCCGCAUCUGCACUUACAUGGUAUGGGGCUGGGGUACUAUGGAUGCCGCCAUCGACAAGAAACCUAUGGACCAAUCUCGCUGA
Molecule: messenger RNA, 558 nt
Organism: Darwinula stevensoni
Lineage: Eukaryota; Metazoa; Arthropoda; Ostracoda; Podocopida; Darwinulidae
Source: the annotation of a GenBank genome assembly